Messenger RNA from Mustela erminea (ermine), 11936 nucleotides. RefSeq names its product prickle planar cell polarity protein 2 (gene PRICKLE2). The record is from RefSeq and is a predicted model, not a curated record. The coding region runs from base 4300 to 6834 and encodes 844 amino acids. Gene Ontology annotation, molecular function: zinc ion binding. NCBI's taxonomy places the organism in Eukaryota, Metazoa, Chordata, Mammalia, Carnivora, Mustelidae. The transcript has 9 exons.
CCUUAAUUCUGCGCGGGUGCUAACACUUUCCCCUCAUACCUGUGCUCUUAGUCCUGUCUGCAACACCUUCUCUGGCAGCUCACAUUUGACCUUGGCAAUUACAGCCGACUUUACCUGUAUGGCUUGUGGAUAUUGGGUCACGCUGGGUAAAGCUCCCCUCCCCCCUGCCACCCCCAUAAAAUUGUUUUCUCAUUCCAGGAUAAAAGAAAGAUUUUUUUUUUUUUGACCUUCAACAGAACUCAAAUCAUACUUUUCCUGAUUUCUGAUCACCUCUGCCACCAUGAAUCUAGUCUCCUGGGUGUCUCUACCUAUACACGGUAUGCACUUCCAGCCACGUAUAUGAAUAUCUUACUUUCUGUCUAAAUAGAAAGUUCUGAAGGUCAGCACUUGUGUCCUUGUCUCAACAAGUGUCCUGAAUUUCAGAGAUUCCCCAAUAAAUACUUGAUUGUCUCAUAGGUAUUCCUUGUUUUCCCUGCCACCCCCUGCCAAGAAGUUUCCUGUCAUAACUGUGGAAUUUCACUCUGUUUUUGUAAAAGAAAAGUGUGAGGUUUGUCCCCAUUUACCAGGUCUCUGAAAUUCCCAAGCAGCUGGGGUCUCACCUUGUCUAACACCUUGCAGUAUAUUUUGGAAAAAUCCCGAGUAGGGUGGUGUCUGGGAUGAAAAUGCUUGUCAUGGGGUAUUACUGAUCUGUGGGCUUUAUUAUUUUAUUAAUCUGUACAAGGAUAAUGCAUAGAUCUCCAGGUUCCCCAUCACUAAGCUGUGCUCAUGGAGCACACACUGUCACAAGGACCUCAGCAAUGUGCUUUUGCACCAUCCCCCUCCUAACUGUGGUUAGACCUUUGAGAACCCCGCACGUGUUCUAUCCUGACGUGCAUCACACUUGCUCUAAUUGCUUGCUUAAUUGUCUUCCCCUCUCACUUCUGAGCUUUUUAAAGGCAGGACUCAUGUCCGUCUUGGUCACCAGGAGGUCCCUGAGGCCUAACCCAGUGACUGACAAAUAGUAGGAGCUCAUUUAAUGAGUGCAGGGUUACAGGAAUGAAUGAAGUGUCAACGCUUCCAAAGAGCCUAGUUGUCUUGCCCUCUUGUGCAGCUUCAGCGGGGGAGGCCUCUAGUGCCUGUUGGUCAUUUUGGCUGCUUAUUUCCCUCCUUUCAUGCCCCUUGCAAAUGUCUGUUGUUCAAUGUGAAGGGCACAUCAGUAGCGCGCCCACGUUAGGUGGAACUUUGAGUUAUACCUAGGAAGUGGGGAUGAUUUUCUGUCUCCAUGGACCUACUUCCUCCUGUUUUUUGACUUUGUCUAGUCCUUUAACUCAUCAGUGCCAAAGUUACCAGUGAAGGCAUCAUUACGUCCAGGUACCAAGAGCUCACAUUAACUUAACGUUUGAUGUGUGCUCAGUGCUCAGUGCUCAUGCUCAGUGCUCAGUGCUUCGUUCUGAGGGUCAUUUGAUUCUCUAAACAGCCCUGCAAAGGAAGACACUGUUCUUGUCCCUCCUGUUACAGAUGAAAACCUCUGGCCCCAAAUCAUUCAGUUAGCAAAUGUCAGAGCCAGGGUCCAUCUGUCCCCAGGCCAUCCUUUCCAGACCCCGUGUUCUGUUGUUAACUCUCAUGAAGUUGGUAGUCCUGGGCCACCUUUCCUCUUUGCUGCUUCACUGUUCAUCACUUGUGAAUUGCUUCUCGAGAUUCUCAUAUGAUCAUAAGGCUGCCAGAGAGUAGCAGGCCUAUCUUCAGGUGAAGAAACUGGGACAGGGGCAUGGAAAGUCGAAAUGACUUCUCCAUGGCCACACCAGAGUAGGAUGCCUCCUCGCCAUUGGUGGCCCCCAAAUGUUGUAUUUGCUCAUCUCCUCCUUGAAGGAAAUUGAGGUCUAGGGGGACCAUCCGCUUCCCCACCUGCUCUGAGCUCUGUGUGAUGGACACCUAAAGUGGAGUGGGACUCAUUUGUUCGUAUUCUGUUUCAGUUAGUGCCAAGUUAGACUAGGUCCCAUGAUUUUCACCAUGAAAGGUCUUCUCUGAACCGAAGAGAAGCAUUCUGAAAGAAGUUAUAGGGCAUUAUUAAUACAAUUACAUAUAACAAAAGAAUAAUUUAACUUCCCCACAUCUAACAAAGAAAUUCAUUUGAAGCUUCAGGAACUCCCGCUGGAAGGGCAGAGCUCAUCAGAGUGGGUUCCUCAGGUGGGGGAGUGUGGGCAAGGAGCCGUGCUGUCUGCUUUGUCCUGGGGACCGCUUCCAUGCAUGAUGGGAUAAACUUAUCUCCCCACUUCCCCGGCCCCUCCCUCAGCCUCCACCUAAGGAACCCCCAGCACUUCCUUAUCACAAGCAUACCGGCGAGGAUAUCAGCCGGCACUUGCCUCUCACAGCAUAGACAGGCAAAACUGAAAGAACACUUGAUUUUAAACCAGAAGAUGAGGUGACCAUGUAAAUACUCAGAGGAUAGAAACAAUGACCAUCCUCGUGGAAAGAAGGCCUUGGUGAUUUUUUUUUCUGACUUCUUCCAAAAUGUCAGAAAUCACGGUUAUUUAUGGAGUGUGACAUUGUAUCAGUCCUCACUGCGUUGCAUUCAAUACUUGGCCCUGAUCUCACUAGAGUGAGCUAGGAGAGAGCAGAUGCUGUAUCUAUACCUAGUCCCUAGAAUAGUGCAUGGCAGAGUAGAUGCUCAGCAGAUAUUUCUUGAAUGAAGGGAAGUUACAGAUGAAGAAAUUGAAGACCUCAGGAGUUUCUAGUUACUAGUUAUUGGUAGCUAGUCGCCAGUAACUAGUUACUAGUAACUAGUCCAAGGUCCAAUGAGACUAGUCCAAGGUCACAUGACUUGCAGAAAUGAAAGGAUUCGAACCCAGGACUCCCAGGCUCUGUGGAUUCCUUCUUGGUGAUGGCUUAGAUAGUCCUGUUGGAGCAGUGAAUGGGAUGUUAGAGACCCAAAGGUGUUUAACAAAGCUGCAGUCUGAGAUGCAGGAAAUACAGGUUCUGGCCUACCCUUGCUGAAUUCCCAGCCUGGCUGUAGGAAGAAAAACCCAUUCUCUACUCAAAGCCUCGGUUUUGUAAUCUGUAAAAUGCAGGAAUGGAAGAAGUGCUCUUUAAGAGUCCCAGGGUCCUCAGAUACCCCUGAGCUGAUUUAUGCUUUGUCAUCUCUUAUACUCAGGAGGAGCUAGGGUCAGGGCCAGAGGGAGGCAAUGACUAAUUCAUCACCCAAGCACCUGAGGAAAAUAGUCUUGUGUUUUAUUUCCGGCAUGCACAAAAAUUCAAGGAUGACGUAGUCUCCGACCAACAAACACCCAGAAAUGAAAGUUAAAGAGACAAAACAAAGUACAGGCAUUUGAAGACUCCAUACAUUUUGGGAGUGGGGGAGGAAAAAACGAGCUUGGAUUCCACUCCAGGGUUGAUGCAACAUAUAAUCUAAAACAGGCGCUCAGGUUGAUAACUGUGCCCAGAUCCGAUCCCCGGCACAACCUUUAAAAAGAAAAAAGAAAAAGAAAAGAAAAUAGGCGUAUAUCUUUAAAGCCUGUCUUCUUACGUGUGAUAUUUUUGUACUCCUUCGGGAGGAGGGUGCAGACCUAGGGCCUUCAUAUCCAGAGAAGGCUUUUCCCCCCACCCCUCCCUGGCUUGGGGAUUAUUGAUUGGGAAGGCGAGGCUAAUUUACAUGUAAAUAAAUCUCGGUGCUGGGCAGCGGGUCGGGACGUCCAGAUGCCGUGACUGACUUGCUGACGUCACGGCUUCAUUAGCAUGCGGAGGAUGCGGGCACUGCAACAGCGACUUCUCCGGCACCACCAGCCUCUCCAACCACAGUUAUUAUUAUUUUUUUUGGCCGAGCUGCACAGUUCGUGGUUCGGCGUCUUGGGCUCCUCGACCAGCUGACUGGUUGCCCCGGGUCUGGCUCCGGAUCAGUUGGUGACGCUGACGCUGGGGUCUGUGACUUCCUGCGGAUUGAGAGGCUGGGUUCGCAGGCAGGCAGUCGGAUCCAGAGGAAGGGUAGAAGUCACACUUUUUUUUCCCCCCUUGCGCGGUGGGUGCCCAGCAGGGUCUCCAUCCAGCAGUGCUGUUUUCCACCAGCGCAUGCAGAGCCGCUCCGCCUUGAGCCUGCCUCUGGCUUCGGGAAGGGUCUAGAUUUUAAGAAGGGUUUCCAGAAGAAGAUGCUUUGGCUGCCUGUGGUCCUGCUUGCGUUCUUAGAAGCCAGACCUGGGGAGAAAGUGAACUGUGGCAACUGACAAGCUCAGAGGGUCUGGUGGAAGCUUCCCCCACCCCUGAAACUGGGCAUUUUAUCCUCCCUGGAGGAAGAUCUGCCUGCACUGCAAGUGCCCUCAGGAGGAGCACAUGGUGACAGUGAUGCCCCUAGAGAUGGAGAAGACUGUCAGCAAACUCAUGUUUGACUUCCAGAGGAACUCCACGUCAGAUGACGACUCGGGCUGCGCCUUGGAGGAGUACGCCUGGAUCCCGCCGGGACUGAAGCCCGAACAGGUUCAUCAGUAUUACAGCUGUCUCCCAGAAGAGAAGGUUCCCUACGUCAACAGCCCCGGAGAGAAGCUUCGAAUCAAGCAGCUACUACACCAGCUGCCACCCCAUGACAAUGAGGUUCGAUAUUGCAACUCGCUGGAUGAGGAGGAGAAGAGGGAGCUGAAGCUCUUUAGCAACCAGAGGAAACGUGAAAACUUGGGCCGCGGGAAUGUCCGGCCCUUCCCCGUCACGAUGACGGGGGCCAUCUGUGAACAGUGCGGAGGCCAGAUUAACGGCGGGGACAUCGCCGUGUUUGCGUCUCGCGCCGGCCACGGUGUCUGCUGGCACCCGCCAUGUUUCAUCUGCACCGUCUGCAACGAGCUGCUGGUGGAUCUGAUCUACUUUUACCAAGAUGGGAAGAUCUACUGUGGCCGGCACCACGCGGAGUGCCUGAAGCCACGCUGCGCAGCCUGCGAUGAGAUCAUCUUUGCAGACGAAUGCACAGAAGCUGAGGGGCGGCACUGGCACAUGAAACACUUCUGCUGCUUCGAGUGCGAGACGGUGCUUGGCGGCCAGCGCUACAUCAUGAAGGAGGGAAGGCCCUACUGUUGCCACUGCUUCGAGUCCUUGUAUGCAGAAUAUUGCGACACCUGUGCCCAGCACAUAGGGAUCGACCAAGGUCAGAUGACCUAUGACGGCCAACACUGGCAUGCCACUGAGACCUGUUUCUGCUGUGCUCACUGUAAGAAAUCCCUCCUGGGGCGGCCCUUCCUCCCAAAGCAGGGCCAGAUAUUCUGCUCACGGGCCUGUAGUGCCGGCGAGGACCCCAAUGGCUCUGACUCAUCCGAUUCGGCCUUCCAGAACGCCCGGGCUAAGGAGUCCCGGCGCAGUGCCAAAAUCGGCAAGAACAAGAGCAAGACGGAGGAGCCCAUGCUAAACCAGCACAGCCAGCUGCAGGUGAGUGCCAACCGGCUGUCGGCCGACGUGGACCCCCUGUCGCUACAGAUGGACAUGCUCAGCCUGUCUAGCCAGACGCCCAGCCUCAACCGGGACCCCAUCUGGCGGAGCCGGGACGAGCCCUACCAUUACGGGAACAAGAUGGAGCAGAACCCGUCCCAGAGUCCCCUGCAGCUUCUCAGCCAGUGCAACAUCAGAACUUCCUACAGUCCGGGAGGGCAGGGGGCCGGGGCCCAGCCCGACAUGUGGGCCAAGCACUUCAGCAACCCCAAAAGGAGCUCCUCGAUGGCCAUGAAGGGGCACGGUGGCAGCUUCAUGAAGGAAUGCCGAGAGGACUAUUACCCGGGAAGGCUGAGAUCCCAGGAGAGCUACAGCGAUAUGUCGAGUCAGAGCUUUAGUGAGACCCGAGGCAACAUCCCAGUCGCCAAAUACGAGGAGGAGGAGGAGGAGGAAGGGGGCAUAGCCACUCAGCAGUGCCGGACCCGCCAUCCCAUCAGUUCCCUGAAGUACACCGAGAACAUGACACCCACAGAGCAGACCCCUCCGGGCUCCAUGGAGUCACUGGCCCUGUCUAAUGCCACAGGCCUGUCCGCAGAUGGUGGGGCCAAGCGCCAGGAGCACCUCUCCCGGUUUUCCAUGCCUGACCUCAGCAAAGACUCUGGAAUGAAUGUCUCCGAGAAGCUGAGCAACAUGGGCACGCUUAACUCGUCCAUGCAGUUCCGGAGCGCAGAGUCGGUUCGCAGCCUGCUCUCUGCCCAGCAGUACCAAGAGAUGGAGGGAAACCUCCACCAGCUCGGCAACCCCAUUGGGUACAGAGACCUGCAGUCCCACGGCAGGCUGCAUCAGAGCUUUGAUUUUGAUGGGGGGAUGGCCAGCAGCAAGCUGCAGGGGCAGGAGGGCAUGAGGAUCCAGCCCAUGAGCGAACGCACGCGGAGGAGAAGUACCUCCCGCGACGACGGUCGCCGCUUCCGACCUCACCGCUCCAGGCGUUCCCGGCGCUCUCGCUCGGACAACGCCCUGCACCUGGCCAGCGAACGCGAGGCCAUCUCUCGGUUAAAAGAAAGGCCCCCCCUCCGAGCCAGGGAGGACUACGACCAGUUCAUGCGCCAGCGGAGCUUCCAGGAGAGCCUGGGCCAAGGGUCCCGAAGGGACCUGUACGGCCAGUGCCCGAGAACGGUGUCAGACCUGGCUCUGCAGAAUGCCUUCGGGGAGCGCUGGGGACCCUACUUCGCCGAGUACGAUUGGUGUUCUACCUGCUCCUCCUCUUCGGAGUCUGACAACGAGGGCUACUUCCUAGGAGAACCCAUCCCCCAGCCCGCCCGCCUGCGAUACGUCACAAGCGAUGAGCUGUUGCACAAAUACAGCUCCUAUGGGCUCCCCAAGUCUUCCACGUUAGGGGGCAGGGGACAGUUGCACAGCAGGAAAAGACAAAAAAGCAAAAACUGCAUCAUUUCCUAAUAGGCUUGGGGUCAGGGAAUGGGGGAAGAUGGGAGCUAAGAAUGUACAUUCAGAAACUUGCACUGUUUUCCAUUGUAAAGCGCUUUUGGGGGGUGGUGGCUAGAGGAGAAGAGGGAAAUGCUGGCCGUGGUGGAGGCAAGGUAAUAGACUGACUCAAUAGGUAGUCCCAGUUCUCGGCAUGUUGAAUAUUAUUUGCACAUUUCACUUUGGAAACGCUAUAGACUCUGGAGGCCAGGGUUGGUCCCCUCCUUCCCGUCAGUCUGUGUUGAGUCGCCUUUCGCAAGAUGGCAAACUGUUUCCCGCUCGCUUAUACCCUCUCUGGUUCUCUUACUUUUAGGACCCUUUUUCCAGUAAGUAAUUUGUUUAUUAUUAGCCAGGACCCAAGACUAAGUUAUUUACAUGUCCAUUGUAAAUGCAAUGUAAAUGAGAGUUCUGAUAAAAUAUUUUUGUAUUUUGUAAUAUCAAAGGAAUUUCUAUAUCGUAGGACUCAGUGGAAAUUUGCAUGCACGCCCAGCGUUGUCUUUGAGUAGUACAUUCAGAGGCGGUCCAGGACCGCCUUUUCUUUUUUUUUUUCUUUUUUCUAUACAAAUUUGUUACAUGUCAGUGAGACCUUUUUCAAAGGAGUUUAUUCAAUUUGACUUUUUGUGGCUAAAAAAAAAAAUUAACCAUUACACCCAAAGUAUUUUAUGCUCCAUUCUACCUUAAGGAGACAUCCUUAAGUCUGCUCCUGCCCUCGGUAGAAUUUCUUCUCUACAAAGUGAUAGUAAUUUUUUUUUUUUUAAUUGCAAACGUAACUUUUGCCAAUUAGAGAAACCAACCAGUGUCCGUAAACUCCCGUGAGCAACGCCGUCCCUGCUGGGAACAUUGAAGUUGCUUGCUGUUGAUCUGUCCCUUGGGGAAAAUGAAAGUGACUGUGAGUGGUACCCGUCGUGUGAUGUCAGCAUGACGUUGUUUUGAAUGUGGCAUUAUUUUCUGGUGCUCAUGUUUCCUGGAUUAUAUUAUCUGCUUUCCUUUACCAAGGCAGACGGAACAGCUGCCUUAGCCUGACAACCGGUUGUCCUCAGUGCAAAUGAACUUAAGCAGUAGACAUGUAGAAGGUCCUGCGGGGCUCUGGGAGGGACGGGGUGUUCUAGAUCGUACGUCAUGCGUGGAGAAGGAACAAGGGAAUUCGAAAGCAGAAAGCAGGUCAAGGGUAGAGACUGAAGGGGGAUAUGAAGGAAGGUCAGAGUAAAGAAGAGCUUCGGGAAAUGAAGUAGAGUGGGAGGUGACCGCUACCUUGAAUAACCACCCCCCCCAACCCAGUGCUUGUAGAAAGAACCCAGUUUAACACGCCCCGUAACCAGAGUGUCUGGGUGACCCAGGAAAGGGAGCAGCUUGGGAGAUUUCAGGGUGACGGCCUUGAAGAGCAGAUGCUGUUCAAAGGGGGAUUUCCGUGUUGAACUUUGGGGACUGUUGGUCAGACAGAAAUUGGGCUCAAAAGUGAGUUUGCUUGAAGAAGACAUUUAACGGUUGUGUUGUUUAUAGUAAAAUAAAACUUCCUACCUUGCUUCAGUUCACAAUGAAGCCCUUGCUUUCUCUUCCAUUCUCCUCCUCCCUUGAAUGGAUUGUAGCAGUUGAAAUAAUCCAUCGGAGGACCCACCUUUAGUGAGAUGUACUGUUGAUGUAGUACACGGUGUAACUCAGUGGCCAUCUGCCGUGGUGAGGUGAGCGUGGUCUCUUUUCAGUAUAGUAGUUAAUAUUUUCUAAUAUUUUUUUUUUAUGGAGAGAAUGUGAGAUGUGGCUUUUCAGACACCAUCCCAAAUGGGUCUGGGGAAAAGAAGGCUGUAAAGGAUGUGGAAAUGGCACUCCAUUCAGGAUGUAUUAAAAUAAUUUGCUUUUCAGGUAUUAAUAUGACAUUUGUCAUUGUCACUGAUUUAAAAAAAAAAAAAAGCAAUGCAAAUGUUGGUUGUGGCUGUUUUCCGCAUGCUAUCUUCAUAUCUAAAUGCUUCAUUACUUAUCCAAGCCUCCGGAGAAUUAACUCUAUUACGUUUGUAUAGUAAGUUUGUAAACUGCUUGGCAAAACUGAUUAAGAAACAAUGUGCAACACCAUGCUACUGAAGUGGCAGGUUUCUGGUAGAAAUCGGGCGAGUUCAAUUUGGAGUUUGGAGUUCCUUGAUUGAUGAGAAUGAAAAGGCAUUUUGGAAAAAGAAAAGAGAGACAAAAGUAGAUCGCUUAACAUAGCAAACAGCUGAAAAUCAUGUCUGUCCUCUGUGGCCUGGAAUCCAAUGAAAGAAAUUCUCCUGGUAAAAGCUGCUUUCUAAGUCCAUCCUCUCCAGAAGUACCCCCUUACCUUCCCCCCAUGAGGCUUGAGGCACCCUCUGCAGGAAGAAGAGGGUAGCCUGAAAUCGACCCAUAGCCACAUCCCAUGAAGGGGUUGGGAGGACGAAACGAUUUCAGAGCUAGCUGCCCAGGGGGCGCCCGGCAGCUCAACUGGCCAGAGCUUGAAAUAUACUGAGAUGGAAGCCUCAGGGUCACACUGUCUCUAACCAAGGUCGCUUCCGUGUGUUCCAUUGCGGCUUCUCCCCACCCCACACGCAGCCAGGCGCCUUACAGACGAUGCCCACGAGGCUGGUUAAAUCAUCACAAAGGUGAUGGGACCUCUAAGUGAAUGCCCCGGAGAGAGCAGGAUGUCAUGGUUGUAGGAAUCCUACCUGUUCGUGAUGACUUACACCUAACAUAACAGAACUCCGUUCCUGAAAACUCAAUGUGUUCUCUUUGGAGGCAAGAACUUAGGGUCCUCACCUGAUCCCUCUGUCAUAACCACGAGCUCUUCCUCGUCAAGUUUUGCCUGUGAGUGGGGCUUACACUCACCUCUUCCCAGAUCUCCUUGCAUCUUUGAUAGACCGUUCCAGAAAAGUAAUUUUUCCUAGUUCCCUCUCAUCUCUAAUACUUUGGGUUUGCUUUUUCUACCUCUCUUCAUAUUGGUCCUCUUGGCUUUUGGUGAAAACGACCACUUGGGUCUUCAGGUCGUUUCUUAUCGCUGCUCAACUCCAUGGCAACAGAACGGGCUUUUUUCCAGGAGAAAGUAGCCAUUGACAGUUUCCUAAAUGUCCCUGCCAAUACAUAUGACCCUCGAUACUGUGAACAGCUUUCUUAGCAGCCUGGUGGCAUGGAGGGUGGCGUUUAGGUACCCUUCCUUCUGUCCUAUAGUUCCGUGAAGGUGAAUGAGGUGAGGGAAAGCAGAACCAUGCUCCUAGGUCCUGCGCAGGUUCAAGGUGGGUAGAGUUGUGGAUUGGUUGUUGGUUGUUGGUUCUUCCUACAUUCACCUUCUCAUCACUAGUCCUUCCCUUCUGUCCUCAGCCAGCCCAGUGAACAAGCAAUUUUGUCUUUCCAGGAGGGGACCACAAGACAGCUCUUGCUCUUUCUCUGUCCCCAUUCUGUAGGAUGCUUUUGCACUGCAGCAAACUGUAUUGCCUUCUCCUGCGGUGGUUUUCCACUGCUUGGGUCCCCCUCACCGUAUCUGAGUUCAGGUGCGGCCAGCGAUGACACAGACAUAGCACACGCUCUCCCAUUCCUGGUAAAACCAGCGAAUCUCACCACACUCUCCCAGGGAGCGUGGAUGCAGUCUCAAAAAUCUUUGUGACGCUCCAAGCACCGAGGAUCAGUGGGUUAGAACUGAGGUCAUUUGAUAACAAAUCUCAUUUGGGAACUGAUUUUUAUCUGUCUUUCCAUCGUUGCCGUUGGCCCCAAAUGGCACACCAACCUUGUAGGAAGCAUCAUUCGUAAAUGACUGUGAGAGCCCCCAGUUCCUUUGUGGGUGCUAAAAGUGGAGACUGACUUCUUUAGGCAAAACAAAGACAAAUCUCUUGGGCCUCCUUCUGCAUUCCCAUGUUCUUGGCCAAUUAUUACAAGCAGCCUUCUGUUCAUCGUUUUGCAGAGGUCAAAUAAGAGGCCAUCUUAUUCUUCGUCUAAUCCCACCUUCUAACCAGAAAUAACACAAAUAUUUAAAUUCCAAGGAGAAGUGCUCUUUGUGUGUUUCUGUCUAACAGAAACCAGAUGCUAAUGCCUAAGACAGAGGAUCUAUCUAGGACCAGAGGAGAGUGGGAAAUGAAACCAGUUAUCCAUUUCAUGCCAGAAGAGUUGCUGUUAGCAACCUUUUAGCACCUUGAAGGCGGCUUCAGAUUGCCGCCUUUUGAGGUGCAUCUCUCAAAGCACAAGGGAAGUAGAAAUGAAGCCAGCUUUGCCUGGCCUCCAGUGCUGGGUCCCUUGGGGCCAUCAGCAGACACCGGGGCUUGUCUUGUCUGGCCACUUGGAAGCAGUUGUCAAGGUUAGGACCAAGAAAGGAUUGGAUUCCUUUUCCAUUUUCUCGUAACAGUAGCCCAGUCAACACAAGACUGCCAUAAACCAUGACUCACUGUUGGGAGCUAUACUCUUUUAUACGCUUACUUCCUGCUGACAAAGCUAGCUUUCCCCAAGGGGAAUUUAAAAAGGAGGGAGCAAAGUCACGUCGUGUAGGAAAACAUUACUGGUGGUUGAGAUGCGAUGACUCUGAAGGAUAGAAAAAAGAAUUGUUCUAUCCUGGCAGUUUUCAGAGACAUCCCUUCACUCUACUGGGCAUUUGGCCAUCUGUGUUCAAUAGGUCCCUGACCCACCUUUUUUAAGAUUUUUUGGAGAGAGUUACCCACUAGUAAGAUCUGUUCUCCAGCCUCUGGUUGAUACUCCCGUGUUUCCCUAAAGCAUUUCGCUUCUACGAUGGACCCUGACUUCACAUUCUAAGGUCUACAAGUCCUUCAUUUUCCUUAGGAAAUUAGGACUUUGGCAGUUUUCCCUCUCCAAACCGCAUUCUUUCCUGCACAGGAUUGCUUUGCCCAUCUCGUGCUUUAACUCCAAGUGCGUAAACAAAACCUCAGAGGGUCUGAGAAGGUGAGGCAGGCCAGACUCUGUGUUGUGUGUCGAGUGUCAAGCUUUUUCUAAAGAAGGUCUGCAACGGGCCUUUGGUGUGGGCUCUGCCAGAGACUGUUGUGAACACUUUGCUUGAGAUCCGUGCCCUGUAAAAUGGAUAUGUUUUACUGAUGUCUGUAAUACAUUUGUAAACUUCCAAAAUAAAAUUUGAAUAAAAGAAA